CCCUCCUCUUGAAAACAGGCAAUGGCGUUUAUUCAAUAUUCAUCUCCUUGUUUCAGAACAACCUCAUUUCCUACUUUAUCAGUGCCCAUCAGAGCUUCUUCUCAUCUCUCUCUGUCAACCACUUUCAGAAAAUGGGUCCCAGCAUUUAGAGUCAAGUCCUUGAACUGGGUCUUCUCUGGUGCUCUUGCUCUUACAUUAUCUGCAACAGGGGUUGGGUUUGCGGAGGCAAAAGUCGGGGUUAACAAGCCGGAAUUGCUUCCUAGAGAGUUCACUCCAGUGAUUGAUGUAGCAGGCUUUCUCUCUGAUGGCCAGGAGAAAAGACUCAUUCAGGAGAUCAGUGAUAUCGAAAAGAAUACCGGCUUUAAGUUGAGAGUAUUAGCACAAAAUUACCCUGACACACCAGGGUUGGCAAUCAAAGACUUUUGGCAAGUAGAUGAUCGAACUAUAGUUUUUGUUGCUGAUCCUACCUUUGGCAAUAUAUUGAAUUUCAAUAUUGGGGAUUCUGUUGACUUAGACAUUCCCCGAAGCUUUUGGAGCCGUUUGGCAGGGAAAUAUGGAAAUAUGUUUUACUGGAAAGAAAAGGGGGAAGAUGCAUCUAUUGAAGCUGCCGUCAUGGCAAUAUCCAAUUGCUUAAGAGAACCUGUGGGGCCAAAUAAUUGUUCCGAGGUAAAAUAGCACUAUAUUAGUAUUACAAGCAUGAUCAAUUCCUUAUGUUUUCAUUUUCAUCCCGUUUGAUAAAUAGAUCAUCUGCAGCUCUUUGUAUAGGUUGAUAUUAUUUACCAGUAGAAACCAAGUUGUAAAUGAUUUUUUUACUUAUUCUUCGGAUGAUCUACUACUCAUAUAAUGUUUGUCAAUUUGGAUUGAAGAAAUGAAACAAUGCUGCUGAUUUGAGUAGCAUUAGAGAUUUAGAAAACAAUAAAUAAUCCAUGUUAGAAACUCA
Messenger RNA from Gossypium raimondii (Peruvian cotton), 940 nucleotides. RefSeq names its product thylakoid lumenal 15.0 kDa protein 2, chloroplastic. Lineage: Eukaryota; Viridiplantae; Streptophyta; Magnoliopsida; Malvales; Malvaceae. The record is from RefSeq and is a predicted model, not a curated record. The coding region runs from base 22 to 675 and encodes 217 amino acids. The transcript has 6 exons.